This is a messenger RNA of Labeo rohita (rohu), 2961 nucleotides long. RefSeq lists its product as uncharacterized. Gene Ontology annotation, molecular function: serine-type endopeptidase activity; nucleic acid binding. Lineage: Eukaryota; Metazoa; Chordata; Actinopteri; Cypriniformes; Cyprinidae. Gene Ontology annotation, biological process: proteolysis; DNA integration. The record is from RefSeq and is a predicted model, not a curated record.
AUUGUCUUCAUCAUGGUCAUAUUCUCUCUGCUCCUGCUGGCCUCUCUGCUGCCACACGUGACAUGCAUUGUGAAUAGCAAGGAAGCAAAACCCCACUCCAGACCUUACAUGGUGUCUGUUCAAGUGAAGGAGCAGCAUAUCUGCAGUGGAUUCCUCAUCUCUGAUAGAUUUGUCAUGACUGCUGCACAUUGCCGAAACAAAGCUCAAGCUCUGACGGUUGUGUUAGGUGCACAUAACCUACGAAAUAAGAAUGAGAGUUCAGUCCGAAUCAAAGUGGAGUCCUACUAUUCCCAUCCGCAAUAUACCGGCAAAUCCUUUCGUAAUGACAUCCUGCUUUUGAUGUUAGAAAAAAAUGCACCAGUAAACAACAAUAUCAAGCCGAUAUCCAUACCAGCGGAAGAAUGCGAUAUCGAAGACUCUGUUUGCAGUAUCGCAGGUUGGGGACUUUUAGAAACUAAUGGCAAGCAAAGCAAUCACCUCAUGGAGACAAAUGUGACAGUCAUGAAUAACAAGGAAUGUGAAAGGAAAUGGGGGGAGGAAGAGUUUUCAGCUUCACUGAUGAUGUGUGUAUAUGGAGAAGGAGGAAGCUGUGAUGGGGAUUCAGGAGUUCCUUUGGUUUGUGGAGACACUGCAGUUGGUGUUGCUUCCUUUGGUGACCCUGAGAUCUGUAAUUCACCAGAGCGACCUGAAGUUUAUACUAAGAUUUCAGCAUAUCUUACAUGGAUAAAGAGUAUAACUGCAUGGGGCUAUAAUUUUGGUUAUGCUUUGCAUUUUUGUAAUAAACAAAUCCAUUCGCUGAUUGUCUAUAAUAUAUUCUCUCUGCUUCUGCUGGCCUCUCUGCUGCCAUACCUGACCUGCAUUGCUCAUGUGAAUGUGGGUAUAGUGAAUGGCAAGGAAGCAAAACCCCACUCCAGACCUUACAUGGUGUCUGUUCAAUCGGAGGAGCAGCAUAUCUGCAGUGGAUUCCUCAUCUCUGAUAGAUUUGUCAUGACUGCUGCACAUUGCCGAAACAAUGCUCCAGUUCUGACGGUUGUGCUAGGUGCACAUGACCUACAAAAAAAGAGUGAGAAUUCAGUCCGUAUCAAAGUGGAUUCAUACCAUCAGCAUCCAGAUUACACCAAUGAAUCCUUUCAUAAUGACAUCCUGCUUUUGGAGUUAGAAAAAAAUGCACCAAUGAACAACAAUAUCAAGUUGAUAUUCUUACCAGCGAAAGAAGGCAAUAUUGAAGCAGGUUCUGUUUGCAGUAUCGCAGGCUGGGGACUUUUAGAAACUAAUGGCAUGCAAAGUAAUCACCUCAUGGAGACAAAUAUUACGGUCAUGAAUAAUAAGGAGUGUGAAAGCAAAUGGGGGAAGGAAAAGUUUUUAGCUUCACUGAUGAUGUGUGCAUAUAGAGAUGGAGGAAGCUGUGAUGGGGAUUCAGGAGGUCCUUUUGUUUGUGGAGACACUGCGGUUGGUGUUGCUUCCUUUGGCGACCCUGAGAUCUGUAAUUCACCAGAUCGCCUUGAAGUUUAUACUAAGAUUUCAGCAUAUCCUCCAUGGAUAAAGUGCAUUAUUGAAAAUGGAGGGGAGAUUCUGGAGGCCCUUUGGUUUGUGGAGACACUGCAGUUGGUGUCACUUCCUUUGGUGACCCUGAUACAUUUGCUGCGGAGAUCGGCGCGCACGCUCUGCCCCGUUAUGGAAGUGCAAGACCUGGCCAUUCGGGUCCAAGCUGCCCAGCACGUUCCACUACCUGACCCCCCGAGCGCAAGCCACCCGCCUCCUGCUGAAGAUGACGGCCUACGACGAUCCGCCGCGGAGAAUUACGCAGAAGUAAAGCGAGAAAUUCUAGCCCGGCUCGGUUUAUCGUCCAUCUCUACCGCCCACGGCGCCUGGCCCGUCGAGGUUGAAUUGGUGCAAGAUCUUCCGGUGGCCGUACUGCUGGGAAGAGACAGGCCCGGCUUCGAUUGCCUGCUUGCCGCCGUCGUCCAGCCCGCCAGCCCACAAGGGAACCGCCGCAGGCGACCCCAAGGACCUCGUCGCCGGCCGGCCCUGCUAGCUUCGGACAGCGGGAGAGAUGGUGAGUCCCCCUCCCAAUCUACUAAUCUCUUUUAUGAUGUGUUUCAACAGACUUCCGGAGGGGGCUCAUUCGCCAGAGAACAGCGGGAGAACGACCGUCUUAAACACUGCUGGGCACAAGUGCGGAUCAUUGAUGAUAAGGACGUCCUCCCACGGCCACAUCCUCUCCCGCACUUCAUUGUCCGAAGCGGUCUGCUGUACUGUGUCGCAUCACGUAGGGGGGAGGAGAAGGAACUUCUAGUCGUUCCCCGGAGCAAGACGGAAACCAUCCUGGAGCUCGCCCACUCCCAUCCUAUGGCAGGUCACCUGGGAACGACGAAUACCAUCCAGCAGAUCCGGGACCGUUUUCACUGGCCGGGCCUGGACGCUGACGUCAAGGCAUUCUGCCAAGCCUGCCCGACCUGCCAGAUCACGGCACCCAGGUCUCCUCCCCCCAGCCCGCUCAUACCCCUGCCCGUCAUUGAGGUGCCCUUCGAGCGCAUCAGAUUAGAUCUGGUAGGGCCGUUGCCUAAGUCUGCCCGAGGACACGAACACAUCCUGGACUACGCCACCCGCUACCCAGAAGCAGUCCCCCUGAGGAAAGCCACAGCGAAAGCCAUCGCCCAGGAGCUGUUUCUGUUGGCCAGUCGCGUUGGAAUACCAGCUGAGAUCCUGACCGACCAGGGAACACUGUUCAUGUUCCGGCUAAUGGCUGAUCUCUGCAGGCUGCUGCGGGUGAAGCAGUUAAGAACAACGGUCUACCAUCCACAGACGGACGGGCUUGUGGAACAUUUUAACCAGACCCUGAAGCAGAUGCUCCGGAGGGUAGCGGCGGAGGAUAAGCGGGACUGGGACUUAAUGAUCCCCUAUGUGAUGUUCGCCGUCCGGGAAGUUCCACAAGCCUCGACUGGCUUCACCCCCUUCUAG